UGAAACUUCACACACCCAAUCGGACUAUACUCUCUCUCUCUCUCUCUCUCUCCCUCUCUCCACUUCUCUCAAACUCUCACUAAUUUCACUUCAGUCCCUGCAGAACUACUGAUUCCCAAAACCUCCACUCUUCUCCCCUAAAUCCUCACUCGUCUGCCCUCUCCCCGGCCGUCUGCGUCGCCUUCUCCGGUUGGCCUCCUGAAUCGCUGUCCGCGGUGAUAGGUCCUUCAGCUCGUGGAUAUCUCCAUUUCUAGGGUUUUCCGGUCGACCUCAAGGAUUAGGGUUUCCGCGAGAGGGGAGGGAAGUUGGAGCGUCGCCGGGGGUUUCCGAUCAAUGGAGGCGACGUCCGGUGUCGCCGCCACUCGCGGUGGUUCGUUGGCCAUGUCUUCACCUCGGAAGGAGUGGCGUGCUGUGUCUGAGCAUCAGUCUGUCCGAAAACCCGUAGACGAGGAGUUGGGAAGGUCAAACUUAAGUCAAUCAGAUGAAAGAACUAUAUAUGAGGUACAGCAGGGAAGAGAACCGCUUGACGUGGACUUUUCUUCAAUCACAAUGGAUGGAACUUCCGAGAAUGACUAUUUGCAGCAGCGGCUGCAUGCUGUUGCAAGACAAAGGGAGGACCUCCAGCAGAUGGAGAUUGAUCUUAGAGCUCGCAUGAUUGCAAGGUCCGAAAUCACGAGCAUCCGAAACAGCUUCGAAGCCCAAGUUAAAGAACAUGCAGAUGCUGUUGUCAAACUGCAGGAGCAACUCCAUGAGAAAGAGCAGAUCAUAUGUGACUUGGAAAAGAAAAUGGAAGAGAAAGAUAGGGAACUUCUAGCUAUCAAAAGGGACAAUGAAGCGGCUUGGGCCAAGGAAGAUCUGCUGAGAGAACAAAAGAAGGAACUAGCAACAUUUCGAAGAGAGCGUGACCAUUCCGAAGCUGAGAGACUUCAGCACAUAAAGCAGAUACAUGACCUUCAAGAACAUCUUCAAGAUAAGGAGCGGCAACUUAUUGAGAUGCAAGAUCAGCAUAGAGUUGCUCAAGAAACUAUCAUCUAUAAGGAUGAGCAAUUGAGGGAGGCCCAAGCAUGGAUUGCUCGUGUUCAAGAGAUGGACGCAUUGCAAUCCCAUUCCUUGCAGGCUGAACUGAGAGAACGCAAUGAACAAUAUAAUCAGCUCUGGCUCGGUUGGCAAAGACAGUUUAUAGAGAUGGAGAGAUUCCAUUUGCAUACAAUACAGCAGCUUCAACUAGAGCUGGCUGAAUCGAAGGAGAGAAGUGGGUCCUAUACUAGUGAGUCACGUGUACCACCAGUAAAUUCAAAGGAGGCUUCUCAGUUUGGGCAGAAAGAUGGAACUCAACUGGAUGCAAAUGGAUCUAGUAGACAAUCUGUGGGACUUUCAAAUGGCAAUUCAGACAAUUCUUCUAUUGCGUCAAAUGGGAAUGCGGGUGAGCAUGUUGCUGGUCUCCCAUUAGCGUCAUCAUCUCUUCUUGCAUUACCAGCCUACGUUCCACCUGGACAGGUGACGGCUGUCCAUCCAUUUGUCAUGCAUCAUAACGUACCUCAAACCCAUGUGGGCCAUUAUCAAACAAUACAACCAGCUUCAGCAAUUCAAGAAUGGCAGAAUGCACAGGGUGUAUCUGAAGGUUCCCAGCUUUCCAACCAUAGUCAACUCCCGCAGACCCAAGGUGAUCAGAAUCCAUUGAGCUCGGAGUUGAAGUAUGACUAUCAAAUUGCUGCUAAUGGACAAACUCCUCAGAGAGAAUUUAUGGAUGUUCAUAUCGGCGGAGAUAUGGAGCUCAAUUCUGUUAAUCAUUCAGUUGCUGGGGAGCGACAGGUUCUUGAGUCAAUUGAGAAAAAUCACCUGGUAUCCAAGCCCGAGCAGAUCCUCCAACAUAUUUCUUCUCAAUUUCGCGAUUCUCUAAGUCUGCAUCAACAUCAGCAAACUGAUAAUACUAAGGAGCAGGGUGCUUUAAGUUUGACUGGUUAUGAAGCAGAUAGCCAAGGAGUAAUCGCAGAUCAACCCAGUUCCAAUGUUGAUAUAUCACCCCCCAUUACUACAGUCAAUACUGAAACUAGUGCUAUGGAUUCUACUGGGUCAGCCUUAUCUGAGCCAUUCAUCUCCGGCAGGCAGACUAAUGUGAUGGCUGCUGCCGCAAAGACUCCAGAGCCUAAUCUUCUUGAUGAAAGAUCCCUUUUGGCUUGCAUUGUUCGCACAAUUCCUGCUGGUGGCAGAAUCCGUAUCAGUUCAACACUACCGAAUAGGUUGGGCAAGAUGCUUUCUCCAUUGCACUGGCACGACUACAAGAAGAAGUACGGGAAACUUGAUGACUUUGUGGCUAGUCAUCCUGAAUAUUUUGUGAUCGAGGGAGACAUCAUUCAACUGCGAGAAGGUGCACAGGAGAUGAUAGCUGCUGCAGCGGCCAUUGCAAAAGUUGCUGGUGCAGCUGCGGCCUCUGCUCCCCAUUCAUCGGUCUUGUCUUCUGUAGCUGUUACUCCAGUGGCACAGUCUUACCGCCCCAAAAGCGGUUCUUCCAUGGACGGCAAGGAUGUGGCUCCGCCAUCUGUAGACAGUAAUCCUCCUACCUCGCAGCUUUUAUCAGCUCAGAAUCAGCAUCUCAACGGCCUUUAUUUCGGCUCUGCUGGAGGGCCCAAUGUAAAGAUUCUGAGCAAGUCUAAGAAUCCUACUGAUUCCAAUGGUCUGGGACUACAAUCUGCAUCUGCCUCGAUUGGUAAUGGGGCGAAUCUCAGCAGUGGUGGCCAGAGUAAAGGAGUGUCUAAUGGGAGACCUGUCCCAAGUUUUGCUGGGAAACCUCAGGGCAGGAUGACUGGUCCUGUCUCCACUUCAAGGAGAUAAGACAAACUCGGGUUGCUAUUUACUUCCGCAGCAAGGUAUACAAGCAGCAUUCAAACACAUUUGGGGGAUAUUUAGAACUUCACGGAAAAGGAAGACUUAAUUCUUUCGCAAUGGGAUUUCGAUUUGCCAGGGCAAUUUCUGCGUCCAACAUUGGAAUGACCUGCUGAUUUGCGUUUUCUUCCUUUUUUUAUCUUUUAUUUUUCGACUUUUUUUUUUUUGGGUCUUUUAUGGGUUUCCGGUUUCAUGAGUUGAAGUAACUCUAUUUUCGGAAUGCAUCAAACAAAGUUAGUCACUUGGACAAAGAUGGGCCGUAAAAUUUAUGCGUAUAAAGCCGCUUCUCGGUGAAUCAAAUGGAUUGGCCUUUUGUUGUCA
Molecule: messenger RNA, 3204 nt
Organism: Punica granatum (pomegranate)
Lineage: Eukaryota; Viridiplantae; Streptophyta; Magnoliopsida; Myrtales; Lythraceae
Source: RefSeq, a predicted model, not a curated record